Messenger RNA from Ahaetulla prasina, 3741 nucleotides. It is a transcript of the gene GDPGP1, whose product is annotated as GDP-D-glucose phosphorylase 1. The transcript has a single exon. Gene Ontology annotation, biological process: glucose metabolic process. NCBI's taxonomy places the organism in Eukaryota, Metazoa, Chordata, Lepidosauria, Squamata, Colubridae. Gene Ontology annotation, molecular function: GDP-D-glucose phosphorylase activity. The coding region runs from base 1 to 1149 and encodes 382 amino acids. Gene Ontology annotation, cellular component: cytoplasm. The record is from RefSeq and is a predicted model, not a curated record.
AUGGCCGCGGAGGGGCCCGGGGAGGCCGGGCAGGGCGGCGGGAGCCCCGCGGAGCCCCCCGAGCCCUUCUGCUACGGGCCGGAGGAGCUGGUGCUGCCCGGGCCGGAGUGGCCGAGAAGCGGCGCGGAGGCGGCCGGCAGCCCCGCCUGGUCGCGCUUCGACCGGGCGCUGCGGGAAGGCUGGGAGGAGCGGCUGCGGCGGGGCCUCUUCCGCUACCGCCUGGGCCGGCUGCAGACGCGGGUCCUGCCUGGCCGGCUGGGGCUGGUGGCCCAGCUGAACGUGCAGCGGGCGACCGAGAGGAGGCGGCCCCAGGAGGUCCGCAGCGUCCGGCAGAGCUUCGAUCCCCGGCAAUUCAACUUCGGCCAGAUCGGGCGGGAGGAGGUGCUCUUCUGCCUGCGCCGGCGCGGCCCCGGCCUGGCCAGCUCGCCCGGGACCCUGGUGGCCAUCAACGUCAGUCCGCUGGAGCGGGGACACGUGCUCCUCAUCCCCGACCCUGCGCUCGCCCUGCCCCAGAUCCUCACCCCGGAGGCCCUGCUGGCGGGGCUGGAGGCCGUGCUCCUCAGCGCCCACCCCGGCUUCCGCCUCGGCUUCAACAGCCUGGGCGCUUUCGCCUCCGUCAACCACCUGCACCUGCACGCCUUUUACCUGGACUGGGAGCUCUCGGUGGAGUCUGCCCCCAGCGAGCCCCUCCUGCCCGAAGCGGGCCUCUACCUGCUGCGGGAAGCCCCGGCGCCCGCCUUCCUCUUCUACUGCGGUGACGGGCGGCAGGUGGAGCCGCUGGCCCAUCGGAUCGGCCGGGCCACCCGCCAUCUGACCCAGCGAGAGAUUGCCCACAACUUGUUUGCCACGCGCGGGGCUGUCCCCGAGGGCCCCCUUGGCUCCAGAGCUCGCCCGGGCAUCCGCGUCAUUCUCUGGGCCCGGAAAGCCUGCUUCGGUACCAAAGAAGAAUUGGCCUUCAAUGUGGCCGUUUGUGAACUGGCAGGACAUCUGCCCACCAAAACUGUCCAGGAAUACGAAGGCCUCACGGAGGCCUCAGCGCUUCACAGGAUUCAGCAAUGUCUCCUCCCAGACAGCCAGGUAGCCCAGCUUCAGCGAGAGCUUGUGGACCUCCUGCGAGAGAUGCCUCCCUCACCUCCAUGGCCUUCCUGACAAGAGGGCUGGAGGAAGCCCCCUGCAGGACCAGCGGGAUGCUGAGGUUCCCGCUGCAAUGUGGGGGCCCCUCCCCAAGUGGGGCUGCUCCGGAGGAAGCCAGGCUGAUGGAAGGGGGGGGGCGCUCAGGGGAGCUUUCUGCCUUGCAAGCCUUUCUGGGACACCCUUUGUUAAAUUUGAUUUUGCAUGUAUGAAAUUUGGACUGAACUUGCAAUUUUGAGAUGAGCCCAACCAUUUAUGAGGCAUGGACAAUGUUUUUUACAUUGACGAUAAAGCACAAAGCUUAGUAACUGGUAAGGAAAAUAAAAUACCUCUAGAAAGGAAGCCUGUUUGUGGGGGUAUUUAAAGGGGCCUGCAAGCAUUUUUGAGGAAGAGCUUCACUGCUAUUAGGAGGGAAAUCAUAGACUGAGUUUUUCAUUACAGUAAAUCCAAUUAAAUCAUCCUGUGGUGUCUUAAAAGACCCCUACAAGUGACUGGCAUCACCACCAUCUUCAAGGGAUUCUGUCUUAUUUCUUAUUUGAACCCUAAAUCACAUCAGUACAUUUAGUUUACUGCCACCUGUAAGGAUCAGCCAGUUGGACACCUUUACAGCUGAACAGAGCUGAACCCCUGCUUUUCUAAAGCUCACCUCACCCUCUGCCUUCACCAUGUCCUGGUAGCUCCAAAAGAGAUGCUGUAAUUGUUGAGAGUUAUGCAACACAGUCAGCCACACGUGGGCCUGGGUCACUGGGUUUAUUCCACUGUGGGAUGCUAGCCUUUGCUUUCAAUGUUAACUGAACCAGACGUUUGCAUUCAACCAUACUUAUUUAUGGCAGCAUCGCAUGUUGUGCUCAAACCCAAUUGCCUAAGUCAGCUUUGGUAUGCUGUGACAGGAUAUAUCAAACACAAGUUUUUAGCCACAAAAUCUUUAAUGUAAAUCUAGCAUCUUGUAAUUGGACUAGAAAAAACAAUCUAAAAAAGGGGUUGUGUUUGCAUAAUGCCCAUCUUUUAUACUUUCUUGUCAGUCAAUUCCAAACAAUGGGAACCAUCUUGAUAGGGAGGCCAACAGAAGACAGAGUACCCAGAUCCUAUCAUGGGUGCCCUGUCUUCUGUUGGCCUUAAUGGCCUUUUGAUUUUUCCAAAUAUCAGGAGCUUCUCCACUGUCUUCACAUUAAGUUUCAAAAUAUUUAAGCUUCAGCGUUUUUAUUAGUGCUUCCAGUAGAGCAAAUAGCAUGGAGUGAUUUGAUCUCGUUUUCUUCAGGACCAUAAUGUAAAACAUCCAUUUUUCUUCCUUCAGCCUUUCUCAACCUGGGAAAAAAAUGUGGCCUUGACAAUACAUAGCUUUGUAUAUGGUGUCUCUGCAAAUUUGUUCUGGGUCCGAUAUGGUCUUUCUUCCUCCCAGGUAGUUGCUGUCUCUGUGUUUCAUGAGCUCACGACCCUUGUCUUGAGCCUAGAGAGAAAGUACGGCACUGUUCCAUGACAUACUUUCUCAGUGUAUCUGCAUUAGGCUGGUACCGACAGUCACUUUAUCUGAAAUGGUAUAGGGUCUUCUGCUUGAGCAGAGGGUUGGACUAGAAGACCUCCAAGGUCCCUUCCAGAUCUAUUCUGAUUCAGAAGAUUCAAUAUUCAACUGGCUUUUUACUCUCUCCUCUUUCAUCCUAAAAUUGUCAAAGCUUUUUUCCUGUAAUGUUAAUUCCAAUUUUUAUUUCUUCUGAUCCAGUCCAUCUCAUAUUGCAGUCUGUUCAUUAAAUAAAUUGACAGCAUACAAUUUUGCCUUUUCCCAAUAAAUAAAAGGGAGCUCAUAAAAAUAAAGUAUAUGUAUUUAUUUGGCCUUGCAUACUGCUCCAAUUCAACAGACCCGUGAGUGGUUUUAAACAAAUAUUUAUACAUUUCUUAAUACAACCGAAAAAGGUACACACACUCCCAUGUAUUCUCUUUGGAGAAUGCAGGGCCAAUGCAUUUGAACUGAUUUUUUAAAAAGCAUCUGGCAGCCCAUACAUUUAACACAACCAGGGGAGGCGGCCCAUAAAACAGUAAAGUUGGUCAGCAGAAGAAUUCAUGGCAUGAAAAAGAAAGGUAAAUUUCAUUUGCACAAAGAUAUUUAUCACAUGUCUCCCUUCUUUUCUGUCUUUAGAAAUCAACCUUGUUCGCUGCACUUUUGCCUAUUUUCUUUGAUUCUUCACCCUUUCAACCUUGCCUUCUGUUUCUCUUGGUCUUUCUAACUCGGAGGCUCAGAAUCCUGCUGUGCCUUGCAGCGGACAAUCUGACCAGCAUUCUUUAUUUAUUUAUUUAUUUUUGUCACAACAUUAUAUAAAGCACAUAUAAUGAAAGAAAACAAUAGGACAGGAACGGUAGGCACUUUGUGCACGCCCCUUAUAGUCCUCUUAGGAAUGGGAUGAGAUCAAUGGUAGACAGUUUUUGGUUAAAGCUUUUGGGAGUUUGAGAAGAGACCACAGAGUCAGAUAGUGUGUUCCAAGCGUUAACAACUCUGUUACAGAAGUCAUAUUUUCUGCAAUCAAGAUUGAAGCGGUUAACAUUAAGUUUAAAUCUAUUGUGUAUUGUUGUGAUUGAAGCUGAAGUAGUCUUCGACAGGAAGGACAUUGCAAUAGAUGA